Molecule: messenger RNA, 1676 nt
Organism: Xiphophorus hellerii (green swordtail)
Lineage: Eukaryota; Metazoa; Chordata; Actinopteri; Cyprinodontiformes; Poeciliidae
Gene: ap1s1
Product: adaptor related protein complex 1 subunit sigma 1
Exons: 5
Coding region: 176-652 (158 amino acids)
Biological process (GO): intracellular protein transport; vesicle-mediated transport
Cellular component (GO): membrane coat; AP-1 adaptor complex
Molecular function (GO): clathrin-cargo adaptor activity
Source: RefSeq, a predicted model, not a curated record
AGGCGGAAGUGCUCAGUAGUGGACGUUUCACGGCAGUGCUGCUUUUGCGUUUCGUUGAAUUUUUUAGGAACACCAGGCUGCAAUGGACCUUCAGCAUUAGCCGCUGUGCAAACUGUAAAUCGGAAUCGGAAGUGAGAGGCUGUGACGUUCGAGAGACGUUCGAAAAUCUUGCAGAAUGAUGCGAUUCAUGCUGCUGUUCAGUCGGCAGGGGAAGCUGCGACUGCAGAAAUGGUACACGGCUACGGCGGAACGAGACAAAAAGAAGAUGGUCAGGGAGCUGAUGCAGAUAGUUCUUGCCCGCAAACCAAAGAUGUGCAGUUUUCUUGAAUGGAGGGACCUUAAGAUUGUCUAUAAAAGGUACGCCAGCCUAUAUUUUUGUUGUGCUAUUGAAGAGCAGGACAACGAGCUGAUUACACUGGAGAUCAUCCACCGCUUUGUAGAGCUGCUGGAUAAAUACUUUGGCAGUGUGUGUGAGCUGGACAUAAUCUUUAACUUUGAGAAGGCUUACUUCAUUUUAGACGAGUUCCUGAUGGGAGGAGAGAUCCAGGACACAUCCAAGAAGAGCGUCCUCAAAGCCAUCGAACAAGCUGAUCUGCUGCAGGAGGAGGACGAGUCUCCCAGGAGUGUAUUGGAGGAGAUGGGCUUGGCGUAGUCCCAGUGAAACUGUACGAAGUUUGAGACAAAAGGCAGGAGGAGGCAGGACAGUUUGGACUCUGGGGUCCUGGAGCAACAUCUCCUCUGGGGAUAAGACUCAGUGAAUCCUUGCAUUGGACUGGCCCUUUGGCUCUCUUUUUUGUUUGUGUGCGUGCGCGUGCGUGUGUGUGUGUGUGUCUGCAUUAUCUAAGUGUGGGAUAAUGGUAAUGGGCUAUAUUUAACUUUUAUGUGCCUGGAGGAGCAGUGCAUGUUCUGAUUGUUACAGAUGUGACAUAGUUUGAAGCUUCGCUGUGAUUGUAGUCAUACUGAGGCAGGCUUGCAGGCUGAUAUAAAGCGCUUGUCAAACAAGCAAAGCCAAGCCUGGAUGUAGGCCUGCCGAUCACAACUGAAUGUGAACGAGGACCGGGUCAGAACAUCGAAGGACUGUGAGAGGUCACAGGUUCUAUAAGUGUGUCCAGAACCAGGUUUAUUCCAGGCAGGUCAGGUGAAAACAAAUCAUUCUCAAUGACCUAAAAUCAUGGCUGUAAAGACUUGAGUUCUCGUUGGCGUAUUAGAGUUCAAGCCAUGUGCCUCCAGCUAUCUCCAUGACAACGGACAUUCAACAUGCUCAGAACCGGCUCAGGACUGAGGCUAGAGUUUUGUUCCGAUUAGUUUUCUGUCUUCAUUCAAAUUGUUCCUUAAUCUAGAAUUGCUGAUUAACUGUCAGACUUGUUUAUUCUAUGCUUCUUGAUAGUCGAAGAUUCCACUUUGUUUAUGUAAUAUCACCGAAAACUAAAAUGAUAAACUUCAUCAAUGAAAAUGAACAAAAGACAUUCAAUCGUUUCUUGACCCAUUAGCUUGAGUUGACUGCAGUACCAAACCAAAAUGGAGAUGUGAGAACCAUCUCUGGAUGUUGGUUCUGGGUUUUAAUGCUACAGUGGCACAACUAUUAUAAAAAAAUAUGUUAUUUAAAGGGGAUGUAUUAUGCAAAUUUCAUCGUUUGUAUGUUUUUGUACUUCCAUUUAUGUUUCUACUACUUCUAA